Molecule: messenger RNA, 2578 nt
Organism: Chenopodium quinoa (quinoa)
Lineage: Eukaryota; Viridiplantae; Streptophyta; Magnoliopsida; Caryophyllales; Amaranthaceae
Product: phenylalanine ammonia-lyase-like
Exons: 2
Coding region: 174-2324 (716 amino acids)
Biological process (GO): L-phenylalanine catabolic process
Cellular component (GO): cytoplasm
Molecular function (GO): ammonia-lyase activity
Source: RefSeq, a predicted model, not a curated record
ACAUCCUUUCUCCUCCCAACAAAUCAAUUUAUUUUCCUUACAUUACAUUACAUAUUCCAUCAUACCACACAACUACUCUCUUAAAUUCCUCCCAUCAUCUUCCUCUUCUUUUCGGCGUCCUCUGUUACUAUUUGUGCAUUUACAUACAUUUACAAAAAUCCGAAAGAUAAAUUAUGGAGAACCACCAGAGCGGAUCACCUGACAAUGGUUUGUGCAUUAGUGGCGGAGUCAAGUACGAGGACCCAUUGUACUGGGGAAGGGCUGCCGAAGCCGUAUCCGGCAGCCACCUCGAAGAAGUGAAGAGGAUGGUUGAGGAUUAUCGUAAGCCGGCUGUUCGUCUUGGAGGUGAAACACUAACGGUUGCUCAAGUGACUGCCGUUGCGGCUUCCACCGAUGCGAAGGCCGCAUCGGUAGAGCUCGCUGAGUCGGCUCGUGCCGGAGUCAAAGCUAGUAGUGAUUGGGUGAUGGAUAGUAUGAGUAAAGGUACUGAUAGUUAUGGUGUUACCACUGGUUUUGGUGCUACUUCUCACCGGAGAACUAAGCAAGGUGGUGCGCUUCAAAAGGAGCUUAUAAGAUUUUUGAACGCUGGAGUAUUUGGCAAUGGAAAGGAAACAAGCCACAUAUUGCCUCACACAGCAACUAGGGCAGCUAUGUUAGUGAGAAUCAACACCCUUCUCCAAGGAUACUCAGGCAUCCGUUUCGAAAUCUUAGAGGCUAUUACCAGCCUCCUCAACAGUAACAUUACACCUUGUCUUCCCCUUCGCGGAACAAUCACUGCCUCAGGGGACCUUGUCCCACUCUCUUACAUUGCUGGUCUGCUAACAGGAAGACCCAACUCUAAGGCUGUUGGCCCUGAUGGAGAGGUCCUUAACGCGGAACAAGCCUUCAAGUUGGCACAAAUCAGCUCGGGAUUCUUUGAGCUUCAGCCCAAGGAGGGUUUGGCCUUGGUAAAUGGUACUGCUGUUGGAUCAGGGUUGGCAUCAAUAGUGCUGUUUGAAGCGAAUGUCCUUGCCGUGCUUGCAGAGGUUAUAUCAGCUGUUUUUGCUGAAGUCAUGAAUGGUAAACCCGAGUUUACUGAUCACUUGACUCACAAAUUGAAGCAUCACCCAGGACAAAUUGAGGCUGCAGCUAUUAUGGAGCACAUCUUAGAUGGUAGCUCAUACAUGAAGGCUGCUAAGGCGUUGCACGAGUUGGACCCACUUCAGAAGCCCAAACAAGAUAGAUAUGCUCUCAGGACAUCACCCCAAUGGCUAGGACCACAGAUUGAGGUCAUCCGCUGGGCUACAAAGUCUAUUGAGAGGGAGAUUAACUCUGUUAAUGACAACCCACUUAUUGAUGUGUCGCGUAACAAGGCCUUGCACGGUGGAAACUUCCAGGGAACACCAAUCGGAGUUUCCAUGGACAAUGCUAGGUUGGCUAUUGCUGCCAUCGGAAAGCUAUUGUUUGCUCAGUUCUCUGAACUUGUCAAUGACUUUUAUAACAACGGUCUUCCAUCGAACCUUACAGCCAGCAGGGACCCCAGUUUGGACUAUGGUUUUAAGGGUGCUGAGAUUGCAAUGGCCUCUUACUGUUCAGAGCUCCAAUUUUUGGGUAACCCAGUCACUAACCAUGUCCAAAGUGCAGAGCAACACAACCAGGAUGUGAACUCCCUCGGUCUCAUCUCUGCUCGCAAGACUGAAGAGGCAGUAGAUAUCUUGAAGCUCAUGUCAUCUACCUUCCUUGUCGCACUAUGCCAGGCUAUUGACUUAAGGCAUUUGGAAGAGAAUGUCAAGCACGCAGUGAAGAACACCGUAAGCCAAGUAUGCAGAAGAGUCCUGAUUACCGGUGCCAAUGGAGAGCUCCACCCUGGAAGGUUCUGUGAGAAGGAGCUCAUCAGAGUAGUCGAAAGAGAAUACGUGUUUGCUUAUGCUGACGAUCCUUGCAGCUGCACUUAUCCCUUGAUGCAGAAGCUCCGACAGGUCCUUGUUGAUCAGGCUAUCGCUAAUGGUGACAGUGAAAAGAACGUGAGCACAUCUAUCUUCCAGAAAAUUGGAGCUUUCGAGGAGGAGCUUAAGGCACGCCUUCCUAAAGAGGUAGAGGCAGCAAGGGCUGCUUACGAGAGUGGUAACUCUGCCAUUCCAAACAGGAUUAAUGAAUGCCGGUCUUACCCAUUGUACAAGUUUGUCCGCGAAGAGCUUCAGACCAACUUGCUGACAGGAGAAAAGGUGGUAUCUCCAGGAGAAGAAUGUGACAAAGUAUUCAAUGCAUUGUGUGAGGGUAAGAUCAUCGAUCCCCUUCUUGCUUGCCUUGAGGAGUGGAAUGGAACUCCUCUGCCUAUCUGUUAAUAAGCUUACAAGGUGUUCUAAAAUCAAGUCGAUUAUGUACUAUUCGUUUCAUUUUGUUAUAACCUAAUGUUCAGAGAUUUAUUUUGGAUCGCGGUUGUUAGAGGACAACAUUUUUUUUUUCUUACUUUAUUUUUCCUCUCUUGUAAUGUCAAUGUAAUGAUAUGAUUAUAUGUUAAUUACCUGUUACUAAACCUGCAAAGUGAGUUCUUAAAUCUCAGGAAAUAAAAUAGCAACACUUCUUUUUUCCAUCUAAA